CUUCACUCGGGCGUUUGUGCGGCGCGGCCCGGGCGCAGCUCCUCGCCGCCGGGCCUAAGCGGUGCACGGGAGGGGGCCGGGCGCCCUCCGCACGUGCCGCGGCAGACACGCGCACCAGCAGCCCAGCGGGCAGGGCUGCGGCGUAUCAGGUUGCAAAGCCCUCUUCCCUCCCCUCGCCGCUCUCCGCGCGUUGACGUGCGAGAGGCGGCGGUGGGGCUUCGCGAGCGAAGAUGGCAGCGCUGGCCGAACCUCUGGGGCUGGAGAGGGAUGUGGCGCGGGCGGUUGAACUGCUGGAGCGGCUGCAGCGCAGCGGGGAGGUGCCCCCUCAGAAACUCCAAGCCCUUCAGAGGGUGUUGCAGAGCAAAUUCUGCUCGGCCAUCAGGGAGGUCUAUGAGCAGUUGUACGACACACUGGAUAUCACGGGGAGUGCUGAAAUUCGGGCGCAUGCCACGGCUAAGGCGACGGUGGCUGCUUUCGCAGCAAGCGAAGGCCACGCGCACCCACGGGUGGUGGAACUGCCGAAGACAGACGAGGGUCUGGGCUUCAACAUCAUGGGGGGCAAGGAGCAGAACUCUCCCAUCUACAUCUCCCGGAUCAUCCCAGGGGGCGUGGCUGACCGCCACGGCGGCCUCAAGCGAGGAGAUCAGUUGCUGUCAGUCAAUGGCGUGAGCGUGGAGGGAGAGCAGCAUGAACGGGCGGUGGAGCUCCUGAAAGCAGCCCAGGGCACCGUGAAGCUGGUUGUGCGCUACACGCCUAAAGUACUCGAAGAAAUGGAGGCGCGCUUUGAGAAGAUGCGGACGGCGCGGCGCCGGCAGCAGCAUAACAGCUACUCAUCCCUGGAGUCCCGAGGAUAAUUGGCAUCGUUAUCUAUCUGGUUUGUUUGGGCUGGCCUGCGAUUUUUCCCACCCCCACCCCACCGCACCCUCCCCGAUGGUUUUAUCUGUAUAGCAGGAGACAUAUUUAUCUGCCUUCCUCCUCUUUGCCAGGAGGUGAGCUCCUAUGUACAGUAUUUAUUCUCCACAAUCCUCUUAUUUAAAGAUGUUCUGUGUGAGUGACUGUGUAUCUGUGCGAGUCCCUACCCUUUGUGAAACUGAAGAAGGUACCGCAAAGCUCCCGAGAGCCGGUUCUUUGCUGCCUAUGAUGUACAGGGCUAUCAAAAAUUAGAGGAAAAUGGAAAGCUCCCACGUGAAAUGCUUCUACUCUAGACAGGGCCGUCUUAAGCACCUUUGGCUCCCUGGCGCCGUGGUGCGACGGAUCCCUCCGCCGCCGCCCCGUUUUCCAGUGCGACGGGCGACCGGGCUCAGCGCGGUCGCUGAGGGCGCUGCUGCGCGACGGGCGGGCUUGCUGAGUGGCCGGCGG
Messenger RNA from Zootoca vivipara (common lizard), 1359 nucleotides. RefSeq names its product lin-7 cell polarity scaffold B (gene LIN7B). The record is from RefSeq and is a predicted model, not a curated record. Gene Ontology annotation, molecular function: protein binding. NCBI's taxonomy places the organism in Eukaryota, Metazoa, Chordata, Lepidosauria, Squamata, Lacertidae.